CACAACAAGCGCUCUUAGCACUGAGUUCACAAUGGCCGCUACUCUUGGCGCCGUGCUUGUGGUGGCGACGGUACUGACACUGGCUGCCGCCAACGGCAAGGCAGCGGUGAAGCCGGCUGCCACGAAGGGCGUUCAUCCCGGAGCCAAACCUGCAGCAUCCAGGCAUACAGUGGUGGUGGUUAGAGGGCAUCCAGGGGCACACAGGCAGCCCCAUUACGACUACUGGAGGCCAUGGUACACCUUCGACACACCCAAGCAACACCACGGCAGGAAGGAUAGCCACAGGCCCGCACCUCACCAUAAGCCUCAAGCGCAUAAGCAGCCACAUCGACAGCACUGGCCUGCAAAUCGUAACAUGGAAUGGGGUCGGGGCGACAAGGCCAAGGUCCGCUAUGUGAAAGAGGCGAAGCCCGUCGCCUACGACACGAUAAUCCAGGAAGAGAAGAAAGUGGUGAUUAAGGAAGAGCCCAAGCUUGUUCUCAAAGAGGUACCCAAGGUAGUAGUCAAGGAGCAACCCAAGGUAAUCAUCCAGGAACAACCCAAAGUAAUCGUCAAGGAGGUGCCAACAGUUAUUGUCAAGGAGGUACCCAAGAAGCACAAGAAGCCCAAGAAGCAUAAAUCUGCGAUUAUUACAAACACACACGGCCACCAUAAUCAUGGCUGCUUUUCCGACUGGUUUAGUGGCUUACACAAGAAGGGUAAGAAGUCGAAGAAGCAUCAGAAGUCUCCGAAUACCCUCAUAUUACUGCGCACCCACGCACCGUACUACUACUACACUCAAGCUCCUAGGUACUAUGCAGGUGGCUACAACGGCUACAAUGGCUACAAUGGCUACAACAGGUACAACGGCUACAACCUAUACUAAGCCGAAAGUACCUAUUCUUCGAGAGCGUGAAAUAAAAA
Messenger RNA from Rhipicephalus sanguineus (brown dog tick), 903 nucleotides. RefSeq lists its product as uncharacterized. The transcript is spliced from 2 exons. The record is from RefSeq and is a predicted model, not a curated record. Bases 32 to 865 code for a protein of 277 amino acids. Lineage: Eukaryota; Metazoa; Arthropoda; Arachnida; Ixodida; Ixodidae.